This is a messenger RNA of Patiria miniata (bat star), 767 nucleotides long. Its product is annotated as protein unc-119 homolog B-like. Lineage: Eukaryota; Metazoa; Echinodermata; Asteroidea; Valvatida; Asterinidae. The record is from RefSeq and is a predicted model, not a curated record. Gene Ontology annotation, biological process: nervous system development; cilium assembly; lipoprotein transport. Gene Ontology annotation, cellular component: cilium. Gene Ontology annotation, molecular function: lipid binding.
UACGUACGUGCAUCAACCGUACACACGUACGAACGACGGGGGUACGGCGUACGUGGUGCUUGUGUUUCUUGUGUCUUAUCUGGAGUGUUUAAACGAAAUAUUGCCGGCAUUUUGAAUUCCAACACAAUCAAAGAAGGACAUUAGUUUGAUAGUAGUGGUUACAGCUGAAUCUUAUAUCAUGAGUACUCCAGAUGUGCCACCAGCAAGUGGUGGGAGUGCAGGGAAAAAGAAAGGUGGGGGGUUCCUGCACCGACAAGCGAAAGCGAAGAAGGCGACUAGCGGCAGUGCAGAGAUAACGGAAGAAGAACUACUGCAGAAGGAUGCUGUCACACCAGAUGAUGUACUAAAGCUUACUAAUUGUACAGAAAACUAUUUAUGUGAUCCAGAUGCUAACAUAUACAAUAUAGACUUCACCAGGUUCAAAAUAAGAGACAUGGAUACUGCAACAGUCCUCUUUGAGAUAGCAAAGCCACCUCCAUCAGAGGAAGAUGACGAUGUAGAACAAGAACCUGAUGAUGCAGAUCCUAAUGCUGGCAGAUUUGUGCGCUACCAGUUUACACCUCAAUUCCUUAAACUGAAGACCAUUGGAGCAACAGUUGAAUUUGUUGUUGGUGAUAAACCAGUAAAAAACUUUCGCAUGAUAGAAAGACACUACUUCAAAGACCGAUGCCUGAAGACGUUUGACUUCAACUUUGGUUUCUGCAUUCCAAACAGCAAGAAUACAUGUGAACAUAUAUACGAGUUUCCCAAGCUCACUCCAGAAGAAA